This is a messenger RNA of Corylus avellana, 1285 nucleotides long. Its product is annotated as putative clathrin assembly protein At1g25240. Lineage: Eukaryota; Viridiplantae; Streptophyta; Magnoliopsida; Fagales; Betulaceae. Gene Ontology annotation, molecular function: 1-phosphatidylinositol binding; clathrin heavy chain binding; phosphatidylinositol-4,5-bisphosphate binding. Gene Ontology annotation, biological process: vesicle budding from membrane; clathrin coat assembly; clathrin-dependent endocytosis. Gene Ontology annotation, cellular component: clathrin-coated pit; clathrin-coated vesicle. The record is from RefSeq and is a predicted model, not a curated record.
UAAGGGAAAGUAGCUUUGGAGUCAGGAACUGCUGGCGCCAAUAGAGAGAAGAGAAAAAUGAGGCUAUGGAAAAGGGCGGCCGGGGCUCUUAAAGACAGGAACAGCAUAUGGCUAGCCAGCAUAUCUCGGAGGACUCCGUACCGGAACCCGGAUCUCGAGGCGUUGGUCAUCAAGGCCACCAGCCACGACGAAUCCUACGUCGAUUACAAGAACGCUCAGAGGGUCUUUCAAUGGGUGCGCACCUCUGCCAUUUACUUGAAACCUUUGAUAAGGGCGCUGUCGAUGCGAAUGGAAAAGACCAGGAGCUGGGUUGUGGCUUUAAAGGGGUUGAUGCUCAUGCAUGGCGUUUUCCAUUGUAAAACCCCUGCCGUGCAAAUGAUUGGCAGGCUGCCGUUUGAUCUAUCAAAUUUCAGCGAUGGGCACUCCAAAAUGGGCAAGACAUGGGGCUACGAUGUUUUCAUUCGGGCUUAUUUUCUGUUUCUAGACCAGAAAUCUGCCUUGUUGGGGUCGGAGAUGAAGCUACAGAAAGGACGUAUCUGGCUGACAGAGGAACCGUUUACAGAGGAGCUCACGAGGUUACAAAAAUGGCAGUCUUUGCUUGACGUGCUGCUUCAAAUCAAGCCGCGGACUGAGGACAUGAUCGUCACUCUUGUUCUUGAAGCCAUGGAUUGUGUAGUCGUAGAGAUUUUCGAGGUAUACAGCAGAAUUUGCAGUGGGAUCGCGCAGGCUCUGUUGCAGGUGUACGAGGUUGGCGGGAAGGAUGAGGCAGAAAUGGCGCUCGUAGUUCUCCAAAAGGCAAGAGUGCAAAGUGAAGAACUCGCAAUGUUUUUCGAAUUUUGCAGGGACAUCGGCGUCAUUAACGCGUCGGAAUUCCCAAACGUUGAGCAAAUCCCAGACGAAGAUUUUAGAGAUCUCGAGCAAAUAAUCAAUGGGGAAUUCAAGGGGAAGAGCUUGGACGGAAAUGGCAUGCCGCCGGAGGACAUGAGAGCCAUUGUGUUGAAAGAAAGUGGAGCCAUUGUUGAACAAAGGGAAUCGAAGAGUGUUUUGAAAACAAUAAUUACUGAGAAAUGGGAAGUUUUUGAGGAGGAUUUGAAGGUUAAUGGGGCAGGGAAUUCGUCUGGUAUUAGAAGUAUUACUGCAAGAGAAGACCCUUAUACAACUCCUUUAACUGGAUUUCCUCUUGUUCUUGCUUCUAAUCAAGUUGUUCCAGAUUUAAUUAGUUUCUAGAAGUUGGAACAAUGAGAACCAAAACACCACGUCACGAGUUCGAGUCACGGAAGGGGAG